Coniophora puteana RWD-64-598 SS2 is the source of this 538-nucleotide messenger RNA. RefSeq lists its product as uncharacterized. The transcript is spliced from 3 exons. NCBI's taxonomy places the organism in Eukaryota, Fungi, Basidiomycota, Agaricomycetes, Boletales, Coniophoraceae. The record is from RefSeq and is a predicted model, not a curated record. Bases 59 to 538 code for a protein of 159 amino acids.
AAAGCUUUCUUCUUUUGCCGCUAUACCCUCUAUCCCUUUCUCUUCCUGUGGACACUAGAUGCCGGGUAAAAUAUACGCGCGUGGCUUCGUCGUCGACAUGGAUGCCCUGAGAAGGUACCUCAACGCCUUCAACUUCAGCAAAUACGAUCUUCCCCCGCUCCAACCCACGGACCCCAAUCCAGAGGGCCGCGUGGGCGCUUACUGGUCAAGGAUGGAGCGCGUUCAGAGGGAGGUACUGCCUAAGGGAAUACAGCUCGAGUUCCUGUACUGGUUCGUCGCCCAAUCUAAAGAAACGGGCGACUUCAGGACGUAUUUCUUCAUACCAACGGGUCGGACCUGCGAGAAAGCCGUCCGAGAAUGCUGGCCGCUGUUUGACAAGGACAAGAAACGUCUUAAACAUUUCCUCACAACUGCACGCAGUCUUCUCCCCGAGGACAAGCAAGAGACGUGUGCACUCAAGAGAGAGGAUCUCCGAUGGAGGGCUGUUCCCGAGACGGCUUUGUUUCCGAAUUUGCACCCCAUGGUGAACGUUGACUAG